This is a messenger RNA of Nerophis ophidion (straightnose pipefish), 6756 nucleotides long. It is a transcript of the gene fdxr, whose product is annotated as ferredoxin reductase. Bases 4244 to 5731 code for a protein of 495 amino acids. Gene Ontology annotation, cellular component: mitochondrion. The record is from RefSeq and is a predicted model, not a curated record. The transcript has 15 exons. Gene Ontology annotation, biological process: ubiquinone biosynthetic process. Lineage: Eukaryota; Metazoa; Chordata; Actinopteri; Syngnathiformes; Syngnathidae.
CUCACCCAUUAGUGCUCUGUUAGAAUUUCACUUAUGAAAGUGUAAUUGCUGAAUAUUCCCAGUGGUUCUCGUUGAAAUCCUGGACAGAGUUGCGGUAGCAAAGUACAGAGUGUCGGGAAAGUAUUCACAGCGCUCAACUUUUUCCCCAUUUUGUUAUGUCAAAGACUUAUUCCAAAAUGCCCAUCCAUCCAUUUUCUACCGCUUGUCCCUUACGGGGUCGCAGGGGGCGCUGGCGCCUAUCUCAGCUACAAUAGGGCGGAAGGCGGGGUACACCCUGGACAAGUCGCCACCUCAUCGCAGGGCCAACACAGAUAGACAGACAACACUCACACUCACUUUCACACACUAGGGCCAAUUUAGUGUUGCCAAUCAACCUAUCCCCAGGUGCAUGUCUUUGGAAGUGGGAGGAAGCCGGAGUACCCGGAGGGAACCCACGCAUUCACGGGGAGAACAUGCAAACUCCACACAGAAAGAUCCCGAGCCUGGAUUUGAACCCAGGACUGCGUCUGCCUCACAAUACUUUGUAUUGUGAGGCAGACGCACUAACCCCUCUGCCACCGUGAAGCCCAUUCCAAAAUGCAAUACAUACAAUUUUGUCCUCAAAAUUAUACAAGCAAUACCCCAUAAUGACAAUGUGAAAACAUUUUUUGGAAAGGUUUGCAAAUUUAUUAAAAUAUAAAACUAAGAAAUCACUUGUCACAAUUACAGCCUCAAGUCUUUUUGAAUACAAUGCCACAAGGUUGGUACACCUAUCUUUGGGCAGUUUUGCCCAUUCCUCUUUGCAUCAUCUUUUAACCUCCAUAGGUUUAGAUGGGAAGCGUCGGUGCACAGCUAUUUUCGGAUCUCUCCAGAAGUGUUCUAUCAGAUUCAGGUCUGGGAUCUGGCUGGGCCACUCAAGGACGUUUACAAAGUUGUCCUGAAGCCAUUCCUUUGGUGUCUUGACUGUGUUAUCAGGGUUGUUGUCCUGAUGAACCGUUGCCCCAGUCUAAGUUCAAGAGUGCUCUGGAGCAGGUUUUCAUCCAGGAUGUCUCCAUACAUUGCUGCAUGUAUUUUUCCCUCUAUCCUGACUAGUCUCCUAGUUCUUGCUGAUGAAAACCAUCCCCCCAGCAUGAUGCUGCCACCACCAUGCUUCACUGUAGGGAUGGUAUUGGCCUGGUGAUGAGCAGUGCCUGGUUUCCUCCAAACAUGACGCCUGCCAUUCAUGCCAAAGAGUUCAAUUUUUACCUCAUCAGACCAGAGAUUUGAGUUUCUCAUAGUCUGAGAAUCUUCCAGGUGAUUUUGGCAAACCUUUUACUAAGAAAUAAGAAAUAUCUUCAGUCUGGCCACUCUACCAUGCAGUCAUGUUUGGUGGGUUGCUGCAGAGAUGGCUGUCCAUCUGGAAGGUUCUCCUCUCUCCACAGAAGCUCUGACCGAGUCACCAGUGGUUUCUUGGUCACCUCCCUGACUAGGGCCCUUCUGUCCCAAUCGCUCAGUUAAAACGGCCGGACAGCUCUAGAAAGACUCCUAUAGUGCCUAUAACGUCUGCCAUUUACUUAGUGCUCGUUGGGACAUUCAAGGCAGAAUAUGUUUUUCUGUACCCUUCCCCAGAUUUGUGCCUUGAGGCAAUCCUGUCUCGGAGGUCUACAGACGAUGCCUUCGACUUCAUUCUUGGUUUGUGCUCUGCCACGCACUGUCAAGUGUGGGACCUUAUAUAUGGACAGCUGUGUGCCUUUCCAAAUUAUGUCCAACCAACUGAAUUUACCAAAGGUGGUCUCCAAUUAAGCUGUUCGAACAUCUUAAGGAUGAUCAAUUGAAACAGGAUGCACCUGAGCUUACUUUGGAGCUUCAUGGCAAAGUCUGUGAUUACUUACAUGAAUGUGAUUUGUUAGUUUUUUUUUUAUAAUAAAUUGAAUUUAAAAAAAAUAACUUUCCUUCUGGGGUAUUGUGUGUAGACAUUUGAAGAGGUCAAUUAAUUUGUUCCAUUUUGGAAUUUGGCUGUAACAUUAAAAAAUUUGAAAAAAGUGAAGCGCUAUUAUAAUAAAAUUAUUUUGCACCAAAAGUAUAUUACAGUAUUGAACAACUUAUUUUUUCGAUGAAUUUAUUUUAGUACAAAAUGUGCAUCAAAUUAAAUUCAAGUUUGAUUAAAAAAAAUUAUGAAAAUCGUUUCUCAUGUAUUCAAGUGUGAAAAAAGAAAUUCUGCUUAGGGACCCAAUUUGGCCGGGGGCAGCCCUAAAUAAGAUUUAAAAAGGUUGCAAACAUUAUGGGGGGAAAUGGAACAGAAGGGCACAAUGUGCCAUGAAAAAGUUGAGAUGUUUAAGUUAGAGAGCGUUAAAGAGCUACAGCAGUGUUUCCUUUGUCAACCACAUCGCUUCAUUGGUGUGAAAAAGUCAAGUCAGUCUGCUGUGAUCAACAAAGCUGCAGCAUGCAUCACAUUUUGAUAGGAAGCAUAAAAGUUGGCUUGUGGAUCUGCGCGCUUGGAUUACUCAGCAUUCCAGCUGGAGUGAACACCUGGAUAGUUUCUCAGAAUCCUUCACGCACGUCUGUCGUGACCGUCGACUCCUCCUCGGAGAUAACAUGCUCCACCAGGUUGCCUGAUCCAGUAGGAGUCCUUUUAGGCAGGCAUUUUCGAAGCCAACGGGAUGUGCUGUACCUGUCCUUGGAGAAAGGACGGAUUGCCAAGAACACAACAGCUGCAGAAUUUGAGGGCCGAAUUCACAUAACCCCUUUCAGCCACCCUGAACAGGGCCAUGGCUUCACUAUCAAACUGUCUCUGCUGCAGAAGGACGACAGUGACUUGUAUAUCUGUCAGUUGACCUUCCUCAAAUCAAACACUUGGACUGCGAAGACCAUCCUCAGCAAUCACUCCUUUAUUGCUGUCAGAGAUGUGGAACAAUGCCAUAAGGCUUUGAAUAUCAUCUUGAUUGCCAUGGAUGUGAUGUUAUUAACUGUCACAAUGGCAGUAGGAGUAGUAAUUGUAAGGCACAGAUACAAAUUUAAAGGGCACUUUCAACCACGUUCAAAACCAACCAGAAAAUUCAGGUUACAACAUGUGUGCAAUCAUGAGAGGGGCCACAAUUAUCCUCACUUAGAAAGUGCUGUUGACAUCAGAUACUUACAUUGCUAAGAUAUUUUUGCAAAGUUCACAUUUUUUUUCCUUGCAUAAUGCAGGAAAAAACCCAGCCUGCAAACUGCAAAGGUGUUAAUUCCUGUUCUUUUUUUCUCCCUUUUCUGGUCAAAUAUGCUUUGCAAGGCUGUUAUUUAAGUACCGUAUUUCCUUGAAUUGCCCCGGGGCGCUAACUAAUAUAAAACCUCUUCUCACUCCUGCGCUUACCAAAGGCAUGCGGUAAAAGUAAGCAUGCGCUAAUUAUUUUAAAACUUAUUCUCCCUCCGGCACUAACCAAGGGCAUGCAGUAAAAAAUUGAGUGUGAUGUAAGCUUGGACCUUAAAUCCUACUGAAUAGCUCUUAAUCUUCUUCCCUUUAUGCGAUUUCAAAUUACCAGUAUUGAAAUCAGCCUCCUCCAUUUUGAAAAUGAUGACAGGGGAAGUGUCACGAGUUUGACCAGGCGGUAAUACUAAGCAUGUGCUGAUUAUUUUGGGAAGCGAGUUUGACCCUGCUGUAAUUCAAGGCAGGCGCAUACUCUAUGCCCUGUGGCAAUUCAAGGAAAUACGGUAUACCUCAUCCUGCCUAGAAUAACAGUGUUCUGUGUUUGUUCCUUUUGGGGUCCCUGGUGCUGUAGCCUAUCUCAGCUGCAUUCGGGCGGAAGGGGAGAUACACCCUGGACAAGUCGCAAUGUCGUACAUAUAAUACAAAUAAAGGAUAAAGUAAAGCACAUUUUAGAUUUAGAAUGAGAUUCCACUUUUUUAUUUGAUUGGCUUUUUAACAACAUAAACGAAUAAUGUGUAGCCUGAACAAAUUUUUUUUUGUUAGUUUAUUAAAUUGUUCAAGGCGGAAUAUUAAUGCUAAUGUGUCCGUUUUCCUCCGGACCACUUUGAGUGGUACACGACGUGACUGUCAAAACGAGAGUUUGUUGAUGCUGUUAACGCCGUGGACGUCUGCUUUCCACUGUGUUAACAAGUUAAUAUGUGUUUAACUAAUACUUCCUACUGCCGUAUGCUGGCGUAGACAUUCUUUUUUUUUUUUACUUUGGCUUUUGCCAUUAAUCAUUGCUGCUGGCCAAAGCUUAAAGCAGAAUAGGCUGCCGACCAAGCAGGGACAAUUUCAACAUUUCUUACUUUAAAAACCCACAAAAAUCAUUUGAAAAAAAUGGCUGGCUAUAAAAGACUUUUUUACAGAGUCGCAUUAUGGACUUGGAGAAGAAGUAGUAGGAUGAGUCGAAAUGAUUCUUCGGCUGUGUUUGGAGAGGCAGGGUUUUCAUCUUGCAGACCAAAGGUGUGUAUUGUUGGUAGUGGUCCAGCAGGUUUCUACACAGCCCAGCACUUGAUUAAGGCUCGUCAAGACGUUGAGGUGGACAUUUAUGAGCGACUACCUGUUCCCUUUGGCCUGGUCAGAUUUGGGGUUGCUCCUGAUCACCCCGAAGUAAAAAACGUCAUCAACACGUUCACACAGACAGGCAAAAAUGCUCGCUGUGGUUUCUACGGUAACGUUAACAUCGGGAAGGAUGUGAGCGUUAAAGAGCUACAACAAGCCUACCAUGCUGUUAUAUUGAGUUAUGGGGCAGAAGGAAACAGGAGUAUGGGGAUACCUGGAGAAGACUUGGCUGGCGUGUACUCUGCAAAAGACUUUGUGGGCUGGUACAAUGGACUGCCAAGUUGUCAACAGCUGAGUCCAGACUUAAGUUGUGAAACAGCAGUUGUCCUGGGUCAAGGCAACGUGGCUUUGGACGUAGCAAGAAUACUACUGUCUCCCAUCGACAUGUUAAAGAAGACUGAUAUCACCCAGGCAGCCCUUGAAGCUCUGAUGGAGAGCCAGGUCCGUAGAGUGCUAAUUGUUGGCCGUAGAGGACCAAUACAGGUCGCCUGCACAGUCAAGGAGGUCAGAGAAAUGGUCAACCUGCCUGGGGCCAAGCCUCAAAUGCUGCCAACUGAUUUUGAUGGUGUCCGUGAAGCUCUUAAAGAUUUACCAAGACCACGAAAGCGUCUCACAGAGUUGAUGUUGAAGGCAGCCAUUGAGCUUCCAGCAGAAAAAGAGCAGGAAAAAAGUAAUAAGGCUUCACGCAGUUGGGGAUUUCGAUUCUUCCGGAGCCCAGUCCAGGUCCUUCCAAGUGAUGAUGGCACCAGGACGGCUGGCAUCCGCCUGGCAGUCAACAAACUGGAGGGUUCAGGUGAGGCAGCGCGUGCAGUGCUCACUGGCGAAGUGGAGGACGUGACCUGCGGCCUUGUCAUCAGCAGCAUUGGGUACAAGAGCCUCCUCAUUGACCCAUCAGUGCCGUUUGACUCUCAAAAAGCUAUAGUCCCGAACCUAAUGGGCCGUGUUCAACAAGCUGCAGGUCUUUACUGCAGUGGCUGGCUUAAAACUGGCCCAACUGGCGUGAUAGCCACUACUAUGAAUAAUAGUUUUGAAACUGCACGAUCCCUAAUUGAAGACAUGGACUCGGGAAAAUUGGACCUUUCUGCUGAUAAAUCCGGUGCCCAAAAAAUCACAAAUCUGCUUGAAAAGAGAGAAAUUAAGCCUGUAACCUUUUCGGGCUGGGAGAAGAUUGACCGUGUGGAGACAACGAGGGGUGGGUCGACAGGAAAGCCCAGAGAAAAAAUGCUGACCGUGGAAGAAAUGCUGCAACUUGCCUGGAUGUGACCACCGGAUACAGCUUAGUGACUUCACUAAGCUGUAUCACAUUUUGACAAAGACAAACCUUGACCCAAAUUGAAGAGUGUCAAGAUCAUGUCAAAUAUUAAAAGAAAUAGUUGUAUUUGCAUUAAAUUGAGUUUGAUGAAACAUAAAAACCGUAAAUGUGUAGUCCAGUAAAAUUGGUACUUUUGACCAAAGCUGCAACAGGAAGAAAAAUUAUUCCUACCGUUUUGAGUUUGGCUCCUGAAUUUUUUAAUGCAGGUUUGAGUCCCUGUGUAUGAUGUACUUGUCAGUUUGAAUUUAAGUUUAAAGAACUCUGCUGCUAGCCUUCUAACCAAAACCAAACGACGUGAAAACAUUACCCCUCGACUGGCUUCCCUUCACUAACUGUUACUUUUAGAGAUAAUUUAAAAAUUAUACUUUAUAAAUGCCUACACCAAGAAGCCCCGCCCUAUCUUAUUCAGCUGCUGCAACCUUAUUGUCCCAGCAUGACUGUCUUCAGACUAGAUCCUACUUACUGCCCCAAAAAGUAGGCCAAAAACAAAGUAGUCUUCAGUGGCAGGGCCCAGACUAUGGAACAACCUUUCACUCGGAAGUCCUCCCAGUCUGAGCCAAUUUAAAUCUGUGCUAAACAUAGUAGCUCCCCGGCAUUCAAAUCCAGUUAAAAUGUUUAGUUUUAUUACAUUUUAGGUAAUAUAACCAUCACUUCUUUGAAGGUAUCUUUUAGUACUGUAUUUUAUUCAUCCCACAUGAUACUGUGCCCCUCUUGUCUGUACAGCAAUUUGGCCGUUUUUUUUUUUUUAAAUGUGCUAUAUGGAUAAAAUUAACUAAAUGGUUGAAAUAAAGAGUACUUAAUGGGCAUAUCUGUUUUUGGGGGACAUUUUCUCUUGAUCAGGAAGCAAGUACUUAAGUGUAUUUAUCCUAGAUUGUUUUAACAGUCUAAACAGAAAACUUUAAAACCUUAAACAGAUGUAUAAAAAAGUAUCAAGUUAACUUUCACCUCAAAAUUAAAAAGCAAUGCAUAAAAAUUG